AUGUGUAAGCCUAUACAGUUAGGGUCUUUAACACGCACACGCACUCUUAUCUAUCUAUCUAUCUAUCUAUCUAUUUAUCUAAUUCUCUCUCCCUCACUCUCUCUCUAUAUAUAUAUAUUGAAUGAAAUACAAAGGCGUUUAAUUGCUCUUCUUACUCAUUUUCUCUAUCACCCUCUGUACAUUUCUUAUUUAUACUUACUUUUAUGGCUUUCGCUUUCUUUAUGCCUAACACGUUCAAUUUCAUUUUUUAUAAUUCGUCUUUUUGGCAACCCCAACAUUUCGCGACAGUUUUUUUUUUCUCUUAUUUUUCCAUCCUCUUUAAACAUAUCUAUCUAUCUAUCUAUCUAUCUAUCUAUCUAUCUAUCUAUCUAUCUAUCUAUCUAUCUAUCUAUCUAUCUAUCUCUUAUUUUUUGGGUUUUUAUUUUUUCGUCAGUUUUCGAAAUCUUUUUUCUUCAAACUUCUCUCUCAUACACUUACCAUUGUUUUUUUAUCUUUCAUUUUCCUUUCCUUCGUGUUUUUUUUUGUUUUUUUUUUUUUUUUUUUUUCUACUUUAUACUUUCAAUGUUCGUUCUUUUUUCCUUCGGUUCUUUUUUUCUCUCACUUAGACUUGUUUCUUUUCAUUACAACUUUAUUUAUUGUAUAAACAAUCUUUUUAGGAGUUCUUUCUUAUAUUCAAUAUUCAUAUAUUUGUAUUUCUACCUCUGUUUUUCUUUCUCUCUCAUUUUAAUCUGUCAUCCAUCUAUUCUUUUAAUUUCCUCAUCUCCUCUCCCCUCCGCCUGCUCCAUUUUUCUCUUUGUUUCUUUGAUUAUUAUCAUGCAUUUUUGUCCGUUUUGCUUCUUCGAUUUCUUUGUCUUACUGCCUUUUAUAAAAUCCAUUCCUCUAUUCUUUCUUUCUUUAUUUAUUUCCCCCCUCAUUCAUAUUUGCAAUAUUAAAUUUGACAUUUUCCUCACAAUUCAACUUUUUAAUUUCUUAAUUUAUUUUUUCUUUCAUUCUAUAUUUCCUCGAUUUUUUAAAGUUCAUGUUUUUUCUUUUUGCAUGUAUUCUUCUUAUUCUUUUUCCUUUCUUCCUUUCUUUCUUUCUUUCUUUCUUUCUUUCUUAUCGUUCAUAACCUACAUUUUGUUUCUCCCUUUCACUUUAUCGCUCUUUUUCUUUCGUCGCUUAUUUGUAUCAUUCACAUAUUUUUUAUUGCUUCUUUCUUCACAUAUUACAAUUUUUCACCACUUUUCUUCUCAUAGUUUAAAUAUAUUCCUUUUCCCUCUCUUUCUUUAUUUUUGUCUUUUUUCUUUCUCUUUAUUUGUCUCUCCUUAUUUCCCACUCUUUCUUCUUUUCCCUUCUUUCUUUCUUUCUUUCUUUCUUUCUUACUUUCUUUCUAUACCUAUGUCCUUAAUAUAUAAUGUUUUCUCUAUCUUUAUUAUUCACGAUUUUAUAUUCGUCCUGUUAUCUUUUUUCUCUUGUUAUUUUACUCGCUAUGCUCUUUACAGCGAUGCUCCCUUAAUUUCCAUUGUUAAUAUUUGGUUUAUUUUGACCAACCUCUUCUUCAUUCGGUCAGUCUUGUUUUAUGUUAUUCAUUGUUUUCGCACAAUUUUUUCAAGUACUUUCAUUCACUAUAUUCAGCUUUCAUUCUUUUUUUUAUUCCGAAUCUUUUCCUUUAUAUUAUUAUUUUCCGACUGCAUUCAUUCAUAA
Messenger RNA from Acanthosepion pharaonis, 1683 nucleotides. Lineage: Eukaryota; Metazoa; Mollusca; Cephalopoda; Sepiida; Sepiidae. The record is from the annotation of a GenBank genome assembly.